CUAUAAAUAAUAAUUCCAAAGCUCCACCAAUCCCAUACUCUCCUCAUCCAUUUCAACCCCAGUUUGAAAAUCUCAAUCAAUAUUCGCUUGUUUAGUUAGUUCGUUUAACAUUUAACCAUGGCUGACUACUAUGGCCAUCAGCAUACUCAUCAUCUUCAUCAUCAUGAGCAGCCUGCACCUAGGUCUUACCAGGUGGUGAAGGCUGCUACCGCCGUUACCGCCGGCGGAUCUCUUUUGGUUCUCUCCGGCUUGACUUUGGCCGGCACGAUCAUUGCACUGACUGUAGCCACUCCCUUGCUGCUGAUUUUCAGUCCAGUGCUUGUCCCUGCGACCAUUACUAUAUUCCUCUUGAUGUUUGGCUUCUUGGCUUCCGGAGGUUUUGGCGUGGCGGCAAUUAGCGUUCUGUCUUGGAUCUACAGGUACAUGACAGGAAGGCACCCACCUGGUGCGGUGCAGUUGGAGCAUGCAAGGGACAAACUGGCUACAAAGGCUCGGGAGAUGAAAGAAAGAGCUGAGCAGUUUGGACAACAGCAAAUCUCCGGCACACAACAGGGUUAAUUUGCACUUUGUCAAAAAGUUCAAAACGGAGUUUGGGAAGUGCUGCAUUAGUUAGCGAAGGUUCAUUUAUAUGUCCACGUCUUUCUUUCGUUAAUCUUCAAGCCCAUUUUUUGGGUUUCUUGUUAAUUUUUGGGUUUUUUGUUGUUGAUUUUUGGGUUCCAUACUUAUAGGGACUCUUGUUUUUACUUUAUUUUAGUAAUCUCUAGUUAAUGUUUUGCGAUCAAAUUGAAAUAAAUAGAGCUGAUGCUGUUUGCCGUA
Molecule: messenger RNA, 816 nt
Organism: Nicotiana tabacum (common tobacco)
Lineage: Eukaryota; Viridiplantae; Streptophyta; Magnoliopsida; Solanales; Solanaceae
Product: oleosin L
Biological process (GO): lipid storage; sexual reproduction
Cellular component (GO): monolayer-surrounded lipid storage body; extracellular region; membrane
Source: RefSeq, a predicted model, not a curated record